Messenger RNA from Cooperia oncophora, 864 nucleotides. The record is from the annotation of a GenBank genome assembly. NCBI's taxonomy places the organism in Eukaryota, Metazoa, Nematoda, Chromadorea, Rhabditida, Trichostrongylidae.
AUGAUCCGUGCUCAUGAAUAUCCUGUAACGAGUUGGGGUAGAACUAUCGCCGCUUUUGUCUAUCAUUCGAAGUGUCAACUGAAAAAGAGCCAGCUCUCCGAUAUAAAGCUACAUGGAGCUCAUGAUGAUUUCCGCCAUGUUUUCAAUCAUGGUAGCUCGUCGUACAAUGGAGGAAACCGUUAUAAUGCACUGUUCUUUAAGGAUGUCUUCGAAAAGAAACUACGGUUUUUCUCUUACCACGAGUACAAGAAGAGGCUUCCUUCUUUUGGUCAGCUGUACAAUCGCUACUCUUUUGUUAUCAAUUCGUUCAUCGCUGCUAAGAAUUUUGGACGUGACCACGACCGUUUAGCGGAUCUUGCUGCCUUUUGUGGUCAUAUUUCUGCGCAAAUACCGGCGCUAGCGGAUGAAUGGGUCGCAGCAAUCAAGGCGUUAUGUUGUUCAAGUGGAAGCCAGUAUACGGGUUAUGGUGAGCUGCUGGCUCACAUUGAUAUAAAUGACUGCUCGACACAUUAUCCGUUGGCAACCUUUGUGUUGCUACUGGCUGGUAAAUAUGCCUUCAGUGUACCGCGACUAAUAGCCGAACUACUGAACAACGCAUUCCCAGUGGUUAUGAAGAGAGAACAAAGUUCAUUCGUGUCAGGGCGCUAUAACGUUAUGGGAAGAAGCGAGUACGAUUGCGAACCUGGUGCCUGCCUCACCCUCCUCAUUCUAGCACAGAUCAGUUGUGCUACUGAUGAGCCAUAUCACUUGUCGGAGCAUUACGUGGGAACAAGUCCGAAAGUGAAGUUGCUUCCGAAAUGUGCAGACGAGCACAUGUUGUCGAUGAUUCACUGGUUUGUCAUUCCUUUCAAUUUUACCCGUUAA